ACACGGGAUCUGCAGUGUGAGGUGGAGCACCACACGGGAUCUGCAGUGUGAGGUGGAGCACCACACGGGAUCUGCAGUGUGAGGUGGAGCACCACGGGAUCUGCAGUGUGAGGUGGAGCACCACGGGAUCUGCAGUGUGAGGUGGAGCACCACACGGGAUCUGCAGUGUGAGGUGGAGCACCACGGGAUCUGCAGUGUGAGGUGGAGCACCACACGGGAUCUGCAGUGUGAGGUGGAGCACCACACGGGAUCUGCAGUGUGAGGUGGAGCACCACGGGAUCUGCAGUGUGAGGUGGAGCACCACACGGGAUCUGCAGUGUGAGGUGGAGCACCACACGGGAUCUGCAGUGUGAGGUGGAGCACCACGGGAUCUGCAGUGUGAGGUGGAGCACCACGGGAUCUGCAGUGUGAGGUGGAGCACCACGGGAUCUGCAGUGUGAGGUGGAGCACCACACGGGAUCUGCAAUUUGAAGUGGAGUGCCAGAAAUACUAGUCUGGACUUAAAAAUUGAAAAUUUAAAUAGUUCAUACUCCGUCUGCUGAGCAUGAGACAGAUACACUGCCUGUUUGUACUUGCCAAGAUCAGUCUGGAUUUGUGUGAUAUGUAAGGGAGGAGGAGCACUGCAGCAGACCUGUCAGUGCCAGGCAGCUCCAACUCACACCCACUCAUGUACCUGUUCAAGCUAUUUUUAAAGCAACCCAGAGUUCUCGUUUUAAUAACGCUGUGGCGAUCGUCUUGGGUUAAUUAUCCAAACAGUCAUUUUUAAAUCACAAUGUGGCGUUUUGUGUCUAGGCUAUGUGGUGUGUCCCUCAGGUGGCCCAGCAGAUGUAGUGAUGACUUCUGGGGUGGGAAUGUGGUACCUGGUGCAGUAUCUGAGCCAUGUGUUUCCCCCCAUUGUUCCCCAGGUGCCAGGGUACCCAACAGUGCAAGCAAACAUAAAUUCACCAUCUGUGUGGAAGGCAACAUUGGAAGUGGGAAGUCCACUCUCCUGAAUUACCUUGCGAAAUUCCGUGAGGUUGAGAUGGUGGCUGAGCAGUUGGACAAGUGGCGUAGCAUAAGAGGCAACAAUCUGUUGGAGAUGAUGUACCGAGACCCUUGCCGCUGGUCCUACCUCUUCCAGAGCUAUGUGCAGUUGACCAUGGCACAGAGUCAUGCUGUGUCCACCACUUCCCCUGUCAAGCUCAUGGAACGAUCCAUCCAUAGCGCCUGCUUUUGUUUCGUGGAGAACAUGUACCUCAAUGGAAAGAUGAGUGAAGCAGAGUACAGUGUUUACUGGAAGUGGUACAAGGCCCUGACUGACUCUUUUGACUGUAGAGUUGAUUUAAUAGUUUAUCUCAGAACUGAUCCUAAAUUGGUUCAUGCAAGGGCAAAGAAUCGUGCUAGGGUGGAAGAACAGGAAAUACCGUUGGAGUAUUUUAUUGAUCUCCACAAACUAUAUGAGGAGUGGAUGAGUGAAGAAAAAUUUCCUCUUGCUGCUCCAGUCAUAAUUCUUGAUGCCAAUGAUGAUCUGUCAACAAUGUAUAGAAAAUAUAACCUGAUUACUCAAGAGAUAAUGGACAAUAAAUCUUUUCUCACUUCCCUUGUACAGCCCAAAAUCUCUUAUUAGUAACUAAUGUAUUUCUCGAAGUUCUUGUAUAUUGAAAGCCUGGCAGAAUCCAAAGACAUGAAUAUGAUUAUGACAGUUGGUUUUUGUUCUUACCUUAACCCUUUUGCUGUCUUGUACAUAGAUUAUGUUGAUACCAGGGUUGCUUGCAUAGAUCUGCAUUUUGAGCUCAGUUUUCCACAGAUAAACUGCAAGCAGUAAAUUUUGGCCUGGACACAAGUAAAUAAGUUGGUGCAGUGAGUGUGCACAAAAAGUCCUGCCCUAUGUGGUACAUAGGGGAAAAGCAAACCUCUGACCUUGUGUUUGUUUAUCGAGCUUAAACUAGUAGAAAUAUUAAAAUUUUGACAAUUUUCCUUAGGAUGGGUAAGAACCCACCCUCUUCUAUUUUUUGGGUUUUUACUAGGUCUGAUUCAAUUACUGGGAUGCCAUAAACAAUGACUAGUCAUUCCUGGUUAUACUCCUCAUCUGAGAAACAGGGUAAAUCUUUGAUUUAUUGCAUGUUGAAUUCAAAAUAGAGGGAAGGUAUAAAAUAGGAGAAGCCUGAGGAUGGAAUUAAUGAAGAGAGGAACUGUUUCAAUGCAUGGAAUGUCUGCAGUGUUUAUUUUGGACAGUCUUUAAAUUGGAUUUUUUUAAUUAUGUAAAGUUGUUCAAAUUACCAGAUUAUGUGUACUUCAUUGGGUAGUUCUGAUAGUUGAAUGAGUAGUUUCUUGCCUUCCAUCAAUAAAACAGAAGGCAUACUAGCAAAAUAAGAAUGUCGAAUUGAGCAUUGUAAUUAAUUGGCUUAAAUGGGUGAUAAUACUGAUGUAUAAAUUCCAUAAAUUCUUUAUGCAUAAUUUUGCAAGUUUUUCAUCAAAUUGCAUAUUUUUGGUGUCAUUACCUUCAAAACAUUUUCUACCAGUUUAAUAUAUUUUUUAAAUGCUGACAUUGUCAGCAGUUUUAAUUUUGAGGCUUCUGACAGUGAAAGAGUUAAUUAAAUUUAUUUUAACCUUAAUUAAAGUUGUACAUCCUGAUUCUUCAGUGUUGUUUCAUGCUCUUUGAUGAAAUCCUAAUUUCUGUAAUUAUUAAUGAUCUUGAUUAUGACCUGGUAUUCAGCAUUCACUGCUGGUUCCACCCCCUAUUUUCUCCCCAUUAUGUGCAUAUAACUACAGUAGGGCCCCACUUAUACAGCAGGUUAGAUUCCAGGCUACCACCAGAAAGCAGAAUGCCAUUUUUUCCACUUACAAAUGCAUAUAAAUGCCAGAUAACAAGUUUACACUAACAUAUAUAAAGUUAGCAAUAGAACUAGGCAUUAAAAAGUCAGGUGUGGUAGGUAUGGUAGCCCUCCUGGCCACCCCACCCACACAUAAUGUACUACAACUCUUAAAGUGCCUUAAAAUAUUUGUAGUCUUAAUGGUCUUAAUAUAAGGUGAGAGGUGAAAAGUAUUUAUUUGUGGAAAGUAGUGUAGGAGGUAUGGUAGCCUUCCUGGCCACCCCACCUACUAUGACAUUUAAAAUGCCCUAGAACAAUAAAAUGCAUGUACAGUACACUCAUUACUUAAAAUAUUUGUAGUCAUAAUGUAGGGUGAGAGGUGAGUAAAUGACAUUAAAUGAAUAAACGAGAGAGAGAGAGAGAGAGAGAAUGAGUACAUGAGAGUAGUAGGUUUGCGAGUUUUGUAAACAAACCAACCGAACACGUAUGGCUUUAGUUCACUCCUGUAGGCCGCUUGGAAAAACAUCUCAUUUAUGUUAAUUUAUUCUACUGUGGGUAUAUUUGUCAUGUUUGUGUUACAUAGCGUGUUUAUUAUAUAAUUUUGAAAAAAGUCAUUAGAUUAAUUAAGUAAAAUGUCUAUAUUAAUGUUUUAUCUGACAUUUAAUGUGCCUCAGAGUGAUUAUUAUUGUGUUGUUAUCAUGAUCAUUAUUAAUAUGAUGUAUUCAAGACUAAUAAGACACUCUUAGUGAUUUUAAUGUGUACAGAUUUCCCUCCACAUUCGCGAGGGUUAAGGGAUCAAGAACCUCGCUAAUGUUGAAAAAUUGCGAAUGUUUGGUGCACAAAUAUAUUGUAGGGAAAUAUAAUAAUAGCAUUUACUUAGCCUAACAGUACUGCUUCCUUAACCUAUUGAAGUUUGAACAACCAUAAAAUACGUGAAAACAUCGUAAAAUAUUGUACUAGUGCCAGCCCUUUGGUAAAGGUGAGAAAGACUAUAGAAUUCAAGAUAGAACUCAUAGCAGAGUACCAAAGUGGAGGAGGAAGAGAGAGGGGAGAAUGUGCUUUCAGUGAUUCAGUGGUGUAAUGACAUAUUUUAAAUAUGAUUGGGCAGCUGGGCAUUCACAAAUGUUUGAAGCCCAUGAAUGUGGAGGGAGACCUGUAUCUGCCCGCUAGCACAGUGUGUAAGUUUACUUGGGUACAGGUACACAUAAGUAUAAUUAUCAGAGUAUAUAUAAAACAUGAAAUAACUUUAAAACACUUGAAAUUUUGGAAAGCUUCCAAACAUAAUGGAUAGACGCAGUGUUCACGGAGAAUGUAAACAAACCGGUGGCACGAGCCGUAUUAGAAAGACAGGGAGCUGUAUAGAAAGUUUCGGUCAUAAUUUGAAAUCGCCGUAUUAGCGGAACGCCGUAAAGCGGGGCCCUGCUGUAUAUAUUUGAAAGCAUAUUGUGUAUAAUUUUGUACAAAUAUUAAUUGCAAUUUAUAAAAUAAUUAAUGUACAACAUAUAUAAAAUGAUCAUAAUGAAUAAAAUUAAUAUUCACAACAGUUUUGCUGCUCAAAUUUGCCAUGGGUUUAGGCUUACAAAAGAAUUUUUCCAAAUUCACAAUUUGGGUAAACUUGCUCCAAAAAGUUCACCAUUCCUGUUUCAGAUAUUCUGGACAUUGGCAGAUUAAACUUUCUCAUUUGAAGAAAAACGUAUUUCUCUUUAUCUGAAGCAUGGGAUUUUUCCAUUUAUUAAUAAUAUACUACUGUAUAUUUUGUAAUAAUUUAUAUGAAUACAUAGUCAUUAACUGAAGCAAAAAUAUAUAAAUUAUUAUGUACUAGUUUCUACACAAACUUCAGUGAUCACUAUUUUUUUUACCCGCUUCAUCUCUUAAAUAUUGUACAAUGUAUGAGAAAAACUACACAACCCUUGAAAUUUUUGUUUUGUUAUUACUGACAUUCUUUAAAUAGGUGGGAUUGGUAAAGUGCAUUGUAGCAACUUUACCCAUCCUGCAAUAUUCUAUCCAUGUUGUAAAAAUUUGUUUUCUUGAGCCUAGUUAUAGUACAUUAAAGUAAAAAUCUGAACAUUGUAACUUUAAUAUUUACUAUAGUGUGUAUAAUAUUUUCAAACUGUAAUAAAAGUUUGUAAUUAA
This is a messenger RNA of Cherax quadricarinatus, 4925 nucleotides long. NCBI's taxonomy places the organism in Eukaryota, Metazoa, Arthropoda, Malacostraca, Decapoda, Parastacidae. The record is from RefSeq and is a predicted model, not a curated record.